GUGAGUAUGACAGUUGGUGGUCUGUUCAUCGGAAUUUUCGUUGAGUUUUUUUUUGACAUUUCGUUCACGUUCUUUGGAUAUUUCAGUUUCGAACAAAACAACAUAGAAUUUUUUUUGUAACACUAAGACCAGAAAAAAUUUGACCAGAAAAAAGUAUAAAAUGAGCCGAACAUUUGCAACAGUGGAAAUGAGUGUUACUCAGAAUGGUAGGCCAAUAAAAAAAUUCACAGAAGAUGUGACAGUCGACGAAAAGGAUGUUACUGGAUUAUUGAACGCGCUACAAAAGACAAAAGAUUCGUCCAAUGAAUUCCUAACCACAUUGGUAGAAGAAGAUAAACAAAACAAUAAACCCGGAGGCGUAGUAAUUUCACACAGCAAACGAAAGCAUAUGGACGACGAUGAAGACGAAACCAAACGACAGAUUACUGGCGGUGAUGUGGAUGAUGAUGACUAAGAAUAGAUUUUGAUCUUUAUAAUAAAACAGACACAGAUAGGAUUUAAAAGUUUCAUAAAAAUGAUCAAAAUAAAAUAUUCAUGCACGAUAAUUAAAAAAAAAAACAGUUUUGUAUUUCGUGGUUAAGUAAAGCAUAUCUUCAUGUUUCGUUCAGUUUGAACGAUAAAAAAUGAACUGAACAUAACAUUCCAGCGUGAGAAAUGUCACACAUGUAUAGACGGCGGUGUAUAAAGACUGGAAAUUGUUUACAAUCGUUCUAGUGACAACGAUGAAAGCGUCUCAUUUGUUGGCGUAUACGCCGCAUUCCAUAAUACACAUUCCGCUAAAAUUUAAUAUGAAAAACGUUUUUUACGCUUACUUGUUAUUUGCUAAAGUGAUUUUAUCGAAAGAAAAUGAUUGUACAGACACUAAUACCUGCACGCUUACGCGUGAAAAUGGAGAUUCACAUAAAAAUGUGAAUAUGUACAGUAGAGAAUCGAAUGAGUAUAUAACGAAAAUCAAUAAAGCAAUCGCCGAUUAUCAGCCUUGUGUUGAGAAAAAUUGUGGGUGUCAUGCGGGGACUAUAACCAAAGCAUUACAACCAUUUAAAAAUGGUAUUACAAAAAAGAUGAUUGACACGGUGCGACAGUAUGGGACAAAGUAUCAAAUUAUUGACAAGAAAAUUUAUCGUGAUCCAAGCUGUUUGUUUCCAUCACGGUGUGCUGGCAUUGAGUACUUUUUAAAGGAAAACAUUCAAAAAAUUCCGGACCUUGAGAUGAUUGUGAAUUGUCGUGAUUGGCCACAAAUAAACACGCAUCAUCAUAACUUCGGUCCAGUAUUUUCAUUUAGCCGUACGGAUGACUAUUUGGACAUCAUGUAUCCGGCAUGGAGUUUUUGGGCUGGCGGACCCGCCAUUUCACUCUAUCCAACCGGUCUUGGAAGAUGGGACCAACAUCGAAAAUCAAUAAAUGAUGCGUCACAUGUAUGGCCAUGGUCCGAAAAGAAAUCGCAGGGUUUUUUCCGGGGAUCACGAACUUCAUCAGAACGUGACCCACUCGUUUUACUUUCAAGGGAAGAUCCAGAUCUCGUUGAUGCUCAAUACACAAAAAAUCAAGCAUGGAAAUCACCGAAAGACACUCUAAACGCUGAACCGGCCAAGGAAAUUUCGCUAGAAGAUCAUUGUCAAUAUAAAUAUCUCUUUAAUUUUCGUGGUGUGGCGGCUAGUUUUCGUUUUAAGCAUUUGUUCCUAUGUAAAUCACUUGUAUUUCACGUUGGCGAUGAGUGGCAAGAAUUUUUUUAUGACUCAUUAAAGCCAUGGGUGCAUUUCAUUCCCGUCGCUAAGAAUCCAAGUACUGAUGAAUUGCGAAAACUAUUAAAUUUUUUCAAGGAACACGAUCAUUUGGCCAAAGAAAUUGCCGAACGGGGCCAAAACCAUAUUUGGGAGCAUCUUAAAAUGAAAGAUGUUCAUUGCUACUGGCGAAAGUUACUACGUAAAUACGCUAAAUUACUUAAAUUCGAAGUAAAACUUGAUCCGAAUCUCAUUCAAGUGUAACAAAAUGAAGAAUCUCAUGAAAAUGUAGAGAUGUUGGCAUUUAUUAAAGUUCACAUUGUAUUUUUAUACAAAAAUUGUAAGAAGACAGCUAUUAAUUAUUAAACAUUUUUUUCUAACACAA
Messenger RNA from Contarinia nasturtii (swede midge), 2106 nucleotides. Its product is annotated as O-glucosyltransferase rumi homolog. The record is from RefSeq and is a predicted model, not a curated record. The transcript is spliced from 6 exons. Gene Ontology annotation, molecular function: UDP-xylosyltransferase activity; UDP-glucosyltransferase activity. Bases 723 to 1985 code for a protein of 420 amino acids. Gene Ontology annotation, biological process: protein O-linked glycosylation; positive regulation of Notch signaling pathway. Lineage: Eukaryota; Metazoa; Arthropoda; Insecta; Diptera; Cecidomyiidae. Gene Ontology annotation, cellular component: endomembrane system.